Scomber scombrus (Atlantic mackerel) is the source of this 5180-nucleotide messenger RNA. RefSeq names its product pre-B-cell leukemia transcription factor 4 (gene pbx4). Gene Ontology annotation, cellular component: nucleus. The transcript has 9 exons. Bases 498 to 1766 code for a protein of 422 amino acids. Gene Ontology annotation, biological process: neuron development; animal organ morphogenesis; brain development. The record is from RefSeq and is a predicted model, not a curated record. Gene Ontology annotation, molecular function: DNA-binding transcription factor activity, RNA polymerase II-specific; RNA polymerase II cis-regulatory region sequence-specific DNA binding. Lineage: Eukaryota; Metazoa; Chordata; Actinopteri; Scombriformes; Scombridae.
UCUUUUAAUAAUAGGCGAUUUUUUAUUUUCAAGAAACAUUUUUUGACGUGAAGAGUGUUUUAUUUAUUGUUAUUUUUAUUUUAUUUUUUAUUUUUUUAAACAUUUUUUUCCUCCUCUUCUCCAAAAAUGUGCGAGGCGCUGUUGGCAAGCUCCCACAGUCUAUGCAUGUGUGUCCCUGCUGCUUCUCUGCUGGGCUACAGCUACUAAACCUAGCUGCUUUUCACUCGGUGCUUAGCUAACAUUAGCCUGGCCGCGUUUAUUGACUUGAAGUACAAGAGAGGGGGAAAAAACAAGCGAAUGUAAAGCGUGUUUGUGCGAUCUGCUUUCCCUUUAUUUUUUUAAUGACAACAGCUCUCAACUUAAUCGUCGCUGUCGGGAUAUAUAAGACGAAGUGUUGUAUGAUUUUGUCGUAGAGAGUAGUUUGCUUGGCUAGCUAACUGGCUAGCUAUUUGUGUGUAUUCUUCGAGUAAGGAAAACGGCGAGUUUUCUUUGAAAGUAUGGAUGACCAGACCAGGAUGAUGACGGGUCUCACCGGACUCGGUGGACUACAACAAGCCGAUGUAGGAGACCCAGACUCGGUCAGGAAACAGCAGUCCCUCGGUCAGCCUCAACAAGACAUAGGGGAUAUCCUACAGCAAAUAAUGGCCAUCACCGACGAAAGCCUGGACGAAGCACAGGCCAGGAAGCAUGCCCUGAACUGUCACAGAAUGAAGCCAGCCCUCUUCAGCGUUCUCUGUGAGAUCAAAGAGAAGACGGUGCUGAGUAUAAGAGGUGUACAGGAGGAGGACCCCCCAGAUCCCCAGAUCAUGAGGUUGGACAACAUGCUGCUAGCAGAGGGUGUGUCAGGACCAGAGAAAGGUGGAGGAUCGGCUGCAGCUGCUGCAGCUGCAGCAGCAGCAGGGGGCUCGCCCACCGAUAGCAGCAUCGAACACUCCGACUACAGAGCGAAGCUCGCCCAAAUCCGCCAGAUAUAUCACUCUGAGCUGGAGAAGUAUGAGCAGGCAUGCAGUGAGUUCACCAACCAUGUAAUGAACCUGCUGAGAGAGCAGUCUCGCACACGGCCCAUCUCUCCCAAGGAGAUUGAGCGCAUGGUGGCCAUCAUCCACCGCAAGUUCAGCUCCAUUCAGAUGCAGCUCAAACAGAGCACCUGCGAGGCCGUCAUGAUCCUGCGCUCACGCUUCCUCGAUGCCAGACGCAAGAGACGCAACUUCAACAAGCAAGCUACGGAGGUGCUGAACGAGUAUUUCUACUCCCACCUGUCUAACCCUUACCCAAGUGAGGAAGCAAAGGAGGAGCUGGCCAAAAAGUGUGCGAUCACUGUGUCUCAGGUCUCUAAUUGGUUUGGCAACAAGAGAAUACGUUACAAGAAGAACAUUGGUAAGUUCCAGGAGGAAGCGAACCUCUACGCAGUUAAAACAGCGGUGGAUGCUGCCAAUGUGUCGGCGCAGGCUAGCCAGGCUAACUCUCCGGCAACACCAAACUCAGGGUCAUCAGGGUCAUACAGUUUGUCUCACACAGGCGACGCCUACCUUGGCCUGCGUUUGCUCAACGGGGAGGGUCUCAACAUCACCCCCUCUCUACAGCCGCAGGUGGAUACCCUGCACCGUGCUACACACCUGACGGGCGGCUAUGAGGAGCUGUCAGGUAGUGGCCCCUACACCCCUCAUCGCCUGGAUGCUAACAGCUGGCAGGACACCACCAACCCCCCCUCGGUCACCUCCCCUCCCGGUCCUCCUGGCAGCGUCCACUCCGACAACUCCAACUGAUCCGGUGGCUCUCCCCCGCCAUCUCUUCAUUCCCAUUGUGGUCUUCUCUGACUACCAUCCUCUGUCCCCAUUUUUCACUAUUCCCUCGUCACGCGACUCGACAGCCACGCAAGGCUGCCCUCACAUUUCAUAAACACACACUGUGCUGGAACACAGGACAGCCGAACAGUAGUUAGGAGGAAUUCCUCCUCCACCCCACAGCUCCACUUCAACGCUUAGAAGCUCCGUAACUCAGAAUAAAAGAGAGAUGGAGCUUACUGAUGCUGAGACAGAUAGGAAACAUCUUUACUAUCAAGGACUUUUUGAAAACCACUGACCCAGCUGUGUAGAUGAUGUCUGUACAUUAUGUGUAUAUGCACGUUAACUUCACACAGUACUCACACAGCUUGUCCACGUGCUGUUGACCUCUGCACUCGACCCUUUGCUUUGGAAAACUGUGUGUGAUUUCCUGUAUCUCUUGAAGCCUUGGCGUUUGACAGCCAAACUGUUGAUACGGAUCACCAGGGAGCUCCGCUCACCUUGCUCGUACCAAAGUGCUGCCCCAGUAGUUGUCAACACAUCCGUUCCUCCGAGAUCACCCUCUGCCAGCUCAACACAAGACACUGUUGUAUCUUCCAGUCCUUUAUAGCUUGAUGUUUCAUUCUGUUGGAGAUUUCAAAGUGAAAUGAGAAAUGCACACAUGUGCAUGCACGCAGCCCCCCUCCCCUCCGCCCCACCCCACCCCUCCCUUCCACAACACACACACGCACACACACACACACCUCGCAACUUUUCAGUCGUUUUCAUAGUGAGUUGACAUAAAAGAUGUGUCAAGCACAAAAGUUAGCAUCCUUGUUAUGGGUGUCUCUACCUGUGAAAGGGUAGUUAAGGGGAUCACUGUUCUAAACCAGGCAGGACAGGUGCUAAUAGGGCUGGUGAGAAGAGGAGGAAAGGGCAGAGAGAGAGAGGAGAAUAUCUUUGGUUGAGUGGAUGUAACUAAUAGCCCUUUUUGUUGCUAACCAAUAGAGGGUGUUGGUAGAUGGCUUGUAGAUUUAACUUCUUGCUUUCUGUCCACUAGUUUAUUUGAUUGUAGGCUAUUUUCUAAUGCUGUUUCACCAAGAAUGCACCAGCCACCACCAAAAAUUAGCUCAAUAAAGCAUCUAAAUGACGUUAAGAGAUGGGUGGAAAGAAUAGUGGGGCAUUGAUGUGUUGUUGGGACAAACGUGACAUGAAUUUAGAAAAAAACGUGACUGUCUUCCAUGCAUGUAGGACUUCUAGGCGUGAUAUUAUUGUUUUUCAUUUAACCUUCCAAGUUUUUAGCUUCGUUUUUAUUAACAAAAAAAUAAAAAAAUAAAAAAUAAAAGGGUAUAAUUAUUACAGUCAGACCAAAAAGGAAAAAGUGCAUCAUGUAUUGCUAUGAUGUGUGUCUCUGUGUGGGCGUGUGUACAGUGUUCUUGGGAUGUCUUAGUCAAACUGGCUGGUGCCCUCUGACCUUUGUAAGCAUUAUAGAGACUGGGUGUUUCCACCAGCGGAUGACACACUCGGUGGGGUCCAACUGAGAUCUCCUCACCAUCUUGAAACAUUAAAGCUUGUGAGCCCGAGGCAACACACUACAACCUUCUGUUGUACCAAAAACCAAAAAUACCACGUUCAGCAAUGUAAUAAUGCUACUCUGUGUCUCUCUAAAGUCGGUGCACAGCCACCUUUUCAGUUUGAGGAGAGGAGGGAAUUAUAUUUGUAUCUGUGUCUCUCUGUGUGGUGUUGUCAUGCCUCAAGUUGAUUUUUUUUUUUUUUCUUUUGGGGGGAGGGGGUUAUUUUUGUUGUGGGGCUUCAUGGGAGGGUGGGUGGAGUGAGGACUGUCACAUCGCACCUGUAAUUUGAUUGUGUGCAGUUGAGCACCUGUUUCAUGAGGACGUAUGCCUGCCCCCUCCCUUUACUCAUCUUUUAAUACCUUCUGGUAAGAAAAAACCCCACAACUUUAUUGUUUUUAGUUCCAUAGCCAAUUGGGCAAGGGCUUCUCUCUCUCCUCUGUUACCAAAAAACGAGGCAGCACUGGGUGUAGUAAAACUCUUAAAAACGUGUUUAAGACAAACCUACAACGUUUUUUGGGGAUUUUCCUUCUUUGGAACUAUUUUAUACAUUAACUGUUAUGUUAACAACAAAGCAUUUUGAUAGUAAGGUAAAGCCUUAUGAAGAUUUACGUGUCAGUCAAGACUUUGUUGAACCAUAUGUUACAGAACAAAACUUGAGCUUGUAAGCUGGUCACAUGUGAUAUCCCACAUUUAAUUACUUGUUUUGUUACUCAUCGCAGUUCAUACGACUGUAUUUUAUGAAUAAUGUUAUCGCCACACCAAAUUAUCAUGCCCCUCCCCCCUUUUCUACCUGUUGUAAUGGAUGUCACUGUACAGUUUGUGUAAUGUUUCAGUAUUUUUUUUUUUUCUUUUAUAAAUUUUGAUGUUUGGUUGAGAUACCAGUUUUAUUUGGCCUUUUUGUUUCACAGGAUUCACAAUAACUCUGUAUCAACUUUGAAUAUUAUUUAGGUCUUUUGUUACAUAACCGGGUGGAAAUGUAGGUUUACAGGUGUAACAUUUGGUGCUGUGGAAAGAAAACUGUAUUAAUUGAGGAUUUCUAACGGACUUUGCUAUACAUUAUUCGGCAUAUUUCUCCAUGUUGAUUUAUCGAACCCCUUCUCAUCUUAUUACCCACCUCAGUUUCUACAUUUUUCACUCUGUUUUUCAGUCACUUCCCUAAAUUUUCUCAAUUCUGUUUUUUAAAUCUUGUUUUUAAACUUGCUCAAAUUGCUCCAUGAAAUCAGGACAUUUGUGUUAAAUUCAAGCUCUUGAAGUGUCAAAUUAAUCAGGCCCAUAUGAUGUAUGUUUGUGGUAAUUUAAUUCAAAUGAAUUUAAGGCAUCAUUUUGAAAGCAGAAACACUUAAAAUAUGCAACUAAGAAUUUGAAAUUCUCACUUACUUAAAAUAUAAACAGGAAGACCUGCUAGAAGGAAGGCACGCUUCACAUUAGGGGGUUGUGGUGCAUGUUGCUGCUGUCACCCACUCAGUACAGCAAAUACAUUCAUGCCUUAAAUUCGAUCUGUAAUGUCGACCCUGAGCUGCAAUUCUAAAACACAGGAUGUGCUUUUAUCUUGAGUGACUAAAUGACUUCCACAGCAUCAAAUGGCUUCUUAAACCUUUUUGAUUUCUUUGUUUUUAUUAGUAUAUUUGUAUCUCCCCUCUUUCCCUUGUAUUUACCCCUCUCUCUACCUCUGUCUUUCCAUUUCUCUUGUAUAUAACCCCCACUGUUUUCAGACUUGUGAGUCUGUAUGAACUCCUUUUAUACCUCAACUUUAGAAUUGUUCUAGAAAGAGUAAAACAAAAAGGAAGAAUAUGACAAAUUGUAGUGUUCUUAUUAGAAAAUUAAUAAAAAUGAUUUAGUGUGA